Messenger RNA from Penicillium argentinense, 1371 nucleotides. RefSeq lists its product as uncharacterized. The transcript is spliced from 2 exons. NCBI's taxonomy places the organism in Eukaryota, Fungi, Ascomycota, Eurotiomycetes, Eurotiales, Aspergillaceae. Bases 1 to 1371 code for a protein of 456 amino acids. The record is from RefSeq and is a predicted model, not a curated record.
AUGCAGCCAAAUCACUGCGACCUGCUCGGUCAGGUGCGCGAACCCAGAGCCGCAAGUCAACUGAUACGCGAUGGCCACUCGCGCAAUCAGAAUGGCGACGGUGGUCAGCCUCGUCCAUCCGGUGCGGCGCCCAUGAGAUCAGAAGACUCGUGGAUCGAAGUCUCAUCUCAGCCCUCGUCCUCGUCGCUCUCCUCCGCCGCUACGAACGACGAUAUCAUUACAACCGGUCUCUCGGUGGAGCCCCGCACGGCAGCCAUGUAUCAGCACCGCAGCCGGCGUCGGCGGGUGCAACAUCUGGCUGCCGUUGCGACCGCGCAGGUAGACUACUCGUCGAACACUGCGAAUAGCAGCAGCCAGGAAGAAUACGAGGAGAGUGAAAGCGAGUCCGAUCCCCCGAUGAGCAGUUCCAACGAAGAUAUUGGCCCGGCCCUCCGCGCUCCGUUGCCAGCCCCAUCGUCUAAUGACGGCGACGCCUCUAGCGAUGAUGAUGAUGAUGAUGAUGACGAUGCAUCGACGGCUCUGGGAAUGGGAAUAAGUCCAUCUCCGUUCGUUCCACAACCGAACGUAUUCAGCCACCCCCCAAACACCAGUGACCCGUCAUGGACUUGCCCCAGCGAGAACCGUCGGUCCCAACCAAGCGUACUGUCCACCUCAAGCCGCCGCACCUCCAUCCGACGAGAUUCAUACCCGCCCAGUGCAAGGGCACCUCGUCGGUCCCAGCAGCCGCAGCAUAGUCCCUAUAACAUGUUUUCGCCCUCCCACCACGCAGACCACGACGCUGCUCUCCGAGCCAGCCUCUCAACCCUUCUAUCAUGCGCUGCAGCAGCCCGCGGCCUGCCAAAAUCAGAUGCCCAGCCAGCCCCCCGUCGUCCCUCAGGACCCGCCAAUCCAGCAUCUUUCCGACUUGUAGGCGAGAACGUCGCAAUGGGAGAAGAAAGUGGCGAGGAAGCCCCCUCAUCCCACGACACAGAAACCAGUCCUUCAGUGGGUCCACCCCGCCACAGACAUCCCCGCUCCCCCGUACCUCCACACAUCGCCAAAACAAAGCGUCGGUCCGUCUCGCCAAAAGAGCGCAGUGCGACGUCAAAGAAGAGCCGGCGUGCCAGUUUGGCCGAUUCGACUACGCCCGUCAGUCCCACAGUCAUGACCUGGGUGAUCAGCGCCGGCGUCGUAGUCUUGUUUUCGGCGAUCAGUUUCUCGGCGGGAUACAUGCUCGGUCGGGAGGUUGGUCGGACAGAGAUGGGACUGAUGACCGAUGGCUCUGUUCCAGGCGCACGAUCGUCUGCGGCGUGUGGCCAGGAGGCAGUUCGUGGUGGUCUAAAGCGGUUCCGAUGGGGUACUGCUGCAGCAGGCUCUGCGAGUCUGGCCUGA